Egretta garzetta (little egret) is the source of this 3247-nucleotide messenger RNA. It is a transcript of the gene RIOK1, whose product is annotated as RIO kinase 1. The record is from RefSeq and is a predicted model, not a curated record. NCBI's taxonomy places the organism in Eukaryota, Metazoa, Chordata, Aves, Pelecaniformes, Ardeidae. The transcript is spliced from 20 exons. Gene Ontology annotation, molecular function: protein serine/threonine kinase activity; ATP binding. Gene Ontology annotation, biological process: maturation of SSU-rRNA. The coding region runs from base 588 to 2048 and encodes 486 amino acids. Gene Ontology annotation, cellular component: preribosome, small subunit precursor; cytosol.
CUAACAUGCCCCUGGAAGGGGCAAGGAUAAAGCGUGUUACUGAAACAGAGAUGCACCAGGAGUGUUAUCAAACAUUAUGAAACAACGAUACAAGGAUCAUCAGCUGGAGGAGAUGCUGACUUUUCAGAGGUUGAGAUCUUUCAGAGUCACUGGGACUCUUGGGAGAACUCGUUGCUGUCACCACCUCACCCAGGGACAGAGUCCUGCACCAGGAAAGGAAUAGCCCGUCAACAGAAUGGCUGGGGACUGACUGGCUGAGGAGAAACUUCUGUUGAGAAGGAGCUGGGGGGGUCCUUGUAGAUGCUAAGCUGCCAUGAGCCAGCAGUAUACCCUGGAAGUAAGAAGGGCCAAGAGCAUCCCGGGCUGUAUCAAGACCAGCAGAUUAAGCUUACUGUGAUCAUGGGCAAGAAAGAGCUUGGAAGAAGGUGGAAGGACUCAGCUGCUAGGGAAAUACUUCGUUCUUCAUUACACUGGCAGAGUAAAAGGGGAAUGUAUCAUCAGCAGCUUACUUCUGAAGCUACACUGAGUUUACGCAAGACACAGAAACAGUUAAAGAAGAUGAGGUCGCUGAGAACUGCCAGUCCUGCAUGUGCAAAGAAGUUAACAUUGAGGAAGGAGAUGAUGAUGAUGAUGACGAUGAAGAGGAAGAUGAAGAUGAAGACUGGGACUGGGAUGAUGAAGUGGGAAGACUCAUGAAGCACCACAAUGCUGCUGGUGGAUGCAAUCCACAGGCAAAUAGACAGACCCCUAGUUGCUAUUCAGCAAACAUGUCUACCCCUACAGACAAGGCUUUAAGGAAGUUUGAACAUAAAAUUAAUUUGGAUAAGCUGAAUUUUGAUGACUCUGUUAUAAACCGAGUCACAGAAAAGUCUAGACAGAAAGAAGCAGACAUGUACCGAGUCAAAGAUAAGUCAGACAGAGCAACAGUAGAACAGGUGUUGGAUCCAAGGACCCGAAUGAUUCUGUUCAAGAUGCUAACUAGAGGUGUCAUAUCGGAAAUCAAUGGCUGCAUCAGCACAGGGAAGGAAGCUAAUGUAUAUCAUGCCAGUACAGCGAAUGGAGAGAACCGAGCAAUAAAGAUUUAUAAAACCUCUAUUCUGAUGUUUAAAGAUCGGGAUAAGUAUGUGAGCGGUGAAUUCAGAUUUCGUCAUGGAUAUUGCAAAGGGAACCCAAGAAAAAUGGUGAAGACAUGGGCUGAAAAAGAAAUGAGGAAUUUAAUAAGGUUGAAUACAGCCCAGAUACCUUGCCCAGAGCCGAUUAUGCUAAGAAGUCAUGUCCUUGUCAUGGGCUUUAUUGGUAAAGGUGAUAGGCCUGCUCCUCUGCUGAAGAAUGCUCAGUUAUCUGACUCCAAAGUCCGGGAGCUGUACCUGCAAAUCAUCCAGUACAUGAGAAGAAUGUACCAAGAUGCCAGACUUGUUCAUGCAGAUCUCAGUGAAUUUAAUAUGCUAUACCAUGGUGGGGAUGCGUACAUCAUUGAUGUGUCUCAGGCAGUGGAGCACGACCACCCGCAUGCGCUGGAGUUCCUGCGAAAAGAUUGUGCCAAUGUUAAUGACUUCUUCCAGAAGUACAAUGUUGCAGUGAUGACUGUGAGGGAGUUGUUUGAGUUUAUUACUGAUCCUUCUAUCACAAGCGAUAACAUUGAUGACUAUCUGUCUAAGGCAAUGGAAAUAGCGUCGAGAAGAACAGAGGAGGAAAGAUCCAGUCAGGAUAAAGUGGAUGAAGAAGUGUUUAAGAAGGCUUACAUACCUCGAACUUUGACUGAAGUUAAAAACUACGAGAGAGAUGUGGAUAUAAUGAUGAAAUUGAAAGAAGAGGAUAUGGCAUUGAAUGUUCAGCAAGAUAAUAUUCUCUACCAGACCGUGACAGGACUGAAGAAGGAUUUGUCUGGUGUUCAGAAGAUUCCUGCACUUCUUGAAAAGAAGGCAGAUGAGUCAGAAACAGACUCUGAUGAUGACGGCAGCUCAGAGGACUCUGAUUCGGGUUGUAAAGAAUCUAUACAUCCCAAAGAUAAACCUGCUGAAGUUAGCAUGGACAAAAAGCCUAGGUAAAGCUAGAAGAUCUCUGGAGGGAAUUCUAAGGCUAAGCAAAGCAGAACUUGGUGAAGCCUGGGCAGCUCUUCAGUGCCUCUGGCUACUCUUCCAGGCUUUGGUGUUCAGGUUUGCGGUCAUGGUCCCUGAUUAACCUCCUUUUGCCUAGGGAACUGAGACCACUUGAUCUCUAGAACUGGAGACUUGGUGGCAAUCUUUGUGCUAUAGUGGCUUUUGCAGUACCAUUAGUACAGACUGGCUGUCUUUUCUGUGGGCAAGAGAUGUAAUGCAGUCAUGCAAAGGGAUAAUGAUUUGGAGGUUUUUAAGGUUUCGUUUUUCAAACUGCAGAACAAGUAUCUUCUCCUUUGGUAAGGCUCUUCAUGGGUGAGCCUCUUGGCAGCCUUUUAGGUGCUUUGCAAAAGAAGGAUGAAACUUGGUGGGCUUAAGGGGUUCAAGAUUUGGGGGCUUGCUUGUUAGAUUUUUCUUCCUAGAAAAGGUAAGAUAAUACAUUCCAUAUCUGUUAAAUAAAAAUGCAGUGCUCUACUAGAUGCUUUCUACCAGUCUAGAGCUGCUGCCUUUCAGAUGUGAAGAGGGGAUGUGUUGGUCACUUCUCAUCCUUAUGGAUAGUUUUCAAUUGGACUUCUUUUUGUGUGAGCAAGGUGAGGUUUUCGGUAACUCAUGUGUUAAGCUGUAGGUUGAACAACUGAUGAGCAGCAAUUACUUCCGUUCCCCUCCCCAUUAUGCUGACUUUGCAUUUUCCAGUUGAGUGUAGUCUCUUCACUGUCUAGCACAAAUUAUAGGGUAUGCUAUGCUACUGCAGUACACUCUUGCCAAUCCUGAUGAUGAUCAGUUUGCUCUGAGUUACCAGCAGUUACUAGAUCAGUAUUUUUGCAUGGCAUGUAGAAACACAUACUAUAGCAGCCCUGUGGGUAGCAGAAAACCUAGAUUAGGCAUCCUGUUGUAAUCUUAGGUGUUAAUAGCAUCAGUUAAGAGUGCCUCUUGAUCCCUUUCUUCAAAGGUUGUGUGAAAUGCAGGUUUUAACUAGUUUGAAUUUUGCCUUGUCAUUCCCCAUAUGUAGCUCUUAGCUCCACCCCCAAUCUGUACUUCCUUUUUCCUUUUCCCUCACCAUUCCUAUUGAUUUUUUUCUUUUUAUUUCUUCCUCUUGGUAACCUCACUUUUAUGUGGUGUGUUAAUUAAACUUGUUAAUGUAACAAUUGAUU